Peromyscus leucopus (white-footed mouse) is the source of this 612-nucleotide messenger RNA. RefSeq names its product cytochrome P450 2C26-like. Bases 54 to 545 code for a protein of 163 amino acids. Gene Ontology annotation, molecular function: iron ion binding; oxidoreductase activity, acting on paired donors, with incorporation or reduction of molecular oxygen, reduced flavin or flavoprotein as one donor, and incorporation of one atom of oxygen; heme binding. The transcript is spliced from 4 exons. Gene Ontology annotation, biological process: xenobiotic metabolic process. The record is from RefSeq and is a predicted model, not a curated record. Gene Ontology annotation, cellular component: intracellular membrane-bounded organelle; cytoplasm. NCBI's taxonomy places the organism in Eukaryota, Metazoa, Chordata, Mammalia, Rodentia, Cricetidae.
AUAAGCUUUGUGUUGUAAGCACACAGUCAUGCCAGUAAGAAGAGAAGGUAGCGAUGGUUCUAGAUGUGUUUCUGGGGCUUGUUCUCUCAUGUCUGCUUCUCCUUUCACUGUGGAGGCAGAGCUCUCAGAGAAGAAAGCUUCCUCCUGGACCCACCCCUCUCCCAGUCAUUGGAAAUAUUCUUCAGGUAGAUCUUAAGAACAUCAGCAAGUCACUGAGGGAUCUUUCAAAAGUCUAUGGCCCUGUGUUCACAUUGUACUUGGGCAGGAAGCCUGCUGUGGUAUUACAUGGGUAUGAAGCAGUGAAGGAAGCUCUGAUUGAUCAUGGGGAGGAGUUUGCUGGAAGAGGAAGCUUCCCAGUGUUUGAAAGAUUUAAGAAAGGCCUUGGAAUUGCUUUUAGCAAUGGAAGGAACUGGAAAGAGACACGGCGCUUCUCACUCAUGACUCUGAGGAACUUUGGGAUGGGGAAAAGAAGCAUUGAGGACCGUGUUCAAGAGGAAGCUCGCUGUCUUGUGGAGGAACUGAGGAAAACCAAUGAAUCGUUUUGAUUAUAAGGAUCAGGAUUUUCUUAACUUGAUGAACAAUUUAAAUGAAAAUGUCAAGAUUAUGAGUUCC